UGAUCUGCCAGCAUUCCAAAAGCUGUUUUGUAAGAGUAGAUUUUCCUAAUUUUUGCAUUAUGAUCCCCACAGGUAUUUAAGAACAUGUCACAGAAGCAAGAACCAGGUGUCUGUAUGGUCAUUUAUUAGCUGAGUGAAUGGGGUUUCUCACAAUUCUGUUUUUAUUACCAUGUUAUAGCACUUUGUUCUUCAUUAAAAAGUAAAGCUUUAUUAAGGGGAAGCCUGAUAGCAUUCAAACUUAAUUUUAAGCUUGCUUUUCUUUUAGUCAGUGGAGUGAAGAAGAUGAAAUUGCAGACUACAAGCAAAACUGUGAAUGGAUGGAUGAAUGUCAGGAUGUAAUGUUUGAGACCUGGUAUGAAAAGAUAGCUCAAGCUGACCCAGAGAAGCAGAGAAAGAUGCACAUGUUUGUUGCUCGUUACUGUGACCUGUUAAACGUGGACAUUUCCUGUGAUGGCUGUGACGAAAUCGCACCGUGGCAUCGCUACCGCUGUCUGCAGUGCAAUGACAUGGAUCUGUGUAAAACCUGUUUCCUUGGUGGAGUUAAACCUGAAGGACAUGAGGAUGACCAUGAAAUGGUGAACAUGGAAUAUGCCUGUGAUCACUGCCAAGGAGUUAUCAUAGGUCGGAGAAUGAACUGCAAUGUUUGUGAUGACUUUGACCUUUGCUAUGGAUGCUAUCAUGCAAAGAAAUACUCUGACAGCCACCUGCCCACCCACAGCAUCACAGUGUACCCCAUGGUGACCAUCCGCAUCAGUGACCGCCAGCGCCUCAUCCAGCCCUACGUCCACAACUACUCCUGGCUGCUCUUUGCUGCCCUCACCCUCUACAGUGCAGAUCUGGCAAAUGGGGAGGAAGUAGAAGGAGAGCAGCUGGAUCCCCAGAUCCUCAGCCAUGCCAGAGUUCUGCAGCAUCAGUGCAUUCAGCUCAUUGGGGACUGCCUGAUGAAAGCACAGCACGGAAAAGGACUGAAAAAUUUAGCUCUCCUCUGCAUGUUACCAGAAGAUGAGUCCAUCUCAGAGAAUGACACUGUUGCAGGCAGUCCUCCCACAGACAGUGCUCCAAAAAGUCAUCCUGGUGAUAGAGCAGGGAAGGGAAGAGAUGAGAAACGCAGCACAGGCUCCUUGGUGCAUCGUAGUGGGAAAGGAGAUACUCACAAGGAAAUCCAGUCUCCUGCAGAAGAUAAAGUAGGAAAACAAGAAAUUGAAAUCAAACCUGUCUCUGCAAAGAAAGCUGUUGUGAGACAAGAGUCAGACUUGUCUGUGGAUGGGAAUGUUCCUGCAACAGCAGGUGACUCCGUCUCAGAGGAUUCAACCCCAAAACCAACAGAGAAGGUUUUAAUACCUAGCCAGGAACAAGUUUUUGCUGAAUGCUCUCAGAAGAGGAUUUUGGGGUUGCUGGCAGCUAUGUUACCACCUUUCAAAUCAGGCUCCACAAUGUCUCUGAUCAACCUGGAACAAAUACUUCCACUGAUGUUUCAUGUUGUAAUCUCAAAUGCUGGCCACCUGAAUGAAACUUACCAUUUAACCUUGGGACUCCUGGGCCAGUUAAUCCUCAGGCUCAUGCCUGCAGAAGUGGAUGCUGCUGUGACUAAAAUCCUUUCAGCCAAACAUAAUUUGUUUGUACCAGGAGAUGGAUCUACAGUGCCAGAAGGAUGGAAGACAACUCAUCUUCUGUUCAGUCUGGGAGCUGUGUGUUUAGACAGCCGCGUGGGGCUGGACUGGGCGAGCUCCAUGGCAGACAUCCUGCGGGCUCUGAACUCCUCUGCACAGUGGCACCAUGUCAUUGCUGCUUUCACUGACCACUGCAUAAAGCAGCUGCCCUUCCAGCUAAAGCACACCAACAUCUUCACUCUAUUGGUGCUGGUUGGCUUUCCUGAGGUGCUGUGUAUGGGCACUCGUUCUGUGUACAUGGACAAUGCUAAUGAGCCUCAUAAUGUGAUCAUCCUGAAGCACUUCACUGAGAAAAACAGGGCAGUGGUUGUAGACAUCAAAACCCGAAAGAGAAAAACAGUGAAAGACUAUCAGUUGAUUCAGAAGUGUGAGCAGGAAGGCAGUGAUUCCCAGACCCAGCUGAGGCAGUACCUGCAGCACUUUGUCCUCAUCUCCACCCACCUCCUGCAGACCAGCAUGGACAGCAGCUAUGCUGAGGCAGUGGAGACAACUUGGGUCUUGUCCCUGGCUCUGAAGGGGCUGUACAGAACUCUGAAGAUUCAUGGCUUUAAGGAGAUCCAGUCUGCCUUUCUUCAGUCUGGUUUACUCAAACUUCUAGUGAAGAAGUGUAGCAAAGGAACUGGCUUCAGUAAGACUUGGCUUCUCCGAGACUUGGAGAUUUUGUCAAUAAUGCUGUAUUCCUCAAAGCAAGAUAUCAGUUCCCUGGCUGAACAGGAGGAUACUGAGCUGGAAGACAGGGAACAAGAUCAGGAUGUGGAGCAGCCUGUUGUUGGUCCUGUUGACUCAGAGCAGAACAAACUUGAUCCUCUGGAGGGCCUGGAUGAAGCCACCAAAAUAUGCUUCUUGAUGACACAUGAUGCACUUAAUGCACCUCUCCACAUUCUUCGAGCCAUGUAUGAGCUGCAGAUGAAAAGAACAGAAUCUUUUUUCCUGGAAGUUCAAAAGAGGUUUGAUGGGGAUGUGAUCACAACGGACGAGAGGAUCAGGACGCUGGCUCAGAAGUGGCAGCCCAGCAAACGCCUGAGGCUGGAGGAGCAGAGCUCCAAGGCAGUGGAUACAGACAUGAUCAUCUUGCCCUGCUUGUCAAAGCCUGUACUCUGUGAUAAAGCAACAGAAGAAACCAAUCCUGUUGCCCAGAAACUCAUCACCAACACAGAGAGUGACCUGCAGCUCAGCUAUGCCAAGCAGCGCCGCACCAAGAGUUCCAUUCUCCUGCACAAGGAGCUGGACUCCAGGAGCAAAAAGGCUGUGAGGGACUACCUGUAUCGUGUCAAUGAGGCCAUUGCAGUUCUGUAUGCCAGGCACGUGCUGGCAUCCUUGUUAGCUGAGUGGCCUGAUGAUGUGGCAAUAAAUGAGGAAAUCCUCGAUCUCAGUGGCCCAGCCCAUAUGACAUACAUCCUGGACAUGCUGAUGCAGCUAGAGGAGAAGCAGCUGUGGGAAAAAAUUCUGCAGAAAGUGCUGCAUGGGUGCAAGGAGAGCAUGCUGGGGACCAUGGCCCUGACAGCCUGUCAGUUCAUGGAGGAGCCAGGGAUGGCUGUGCAGAUGAGGGAGUCUCAGCAUCCUUACAACAACAAUACCAACUUUGAGGAUAAAGUUCACAUUCCUGGUGCUAUCUACCUCUCCAUCAAGUUUGACUCGCAGUGUAACACAGAGGAGGGCUGUGAUGAGCUGCUCAUGUCCAGCAGCAGCGACUUCCAGCAGGAUCGGCACAGCUUCAGUGGGUCUCCACAGAAAUGGACUGACUUCGAGCUUCCAGGAGACACACUCUACUACCGAUUCACUUCUGACAUGAGCAACACUGAGUGGGGUUAUAAGUUUACAGUGACAGCAGGUCAUCUGGGCAGGUUUCAGACAGGGUUUGAAAUUCUGAAGCAGAUGCUGUCUGAGGAAAGGGUAAUUCCUCACCUCCCUCUGGCCAGGAUCUGGGAGUGGCAGGUGGGAGUGGCGUGUCGCCAGACCGGCCACCAGCGCCUCAAGGCCAUCCACCUGCUGCUGAAGAUCGUGCAGUGCAGCAGCCAGGGGGACUGUGACCUCACCUUACUGAAGCCACUUUGGCAGCUCUUCACCCACAUGGAAAACAACUCGUGUCAUGACUCGGCCAAGCCUGGUAUCCUCCUUCCUCUUCAUCGUGCACUGGCAGAACUCUUCUUUGUGACAGAAAACAGAGUUACUGAGCUUGGAUCUCUACAGGAGUAUUUGCUUGCCUUAAAUACUGAAGAUCAUCUUCAUCGCUGCACAGCACAGGCCCUGAAAAACAUUGCUGCUAUCAGCCUUGCCAUUAACUAUCCAAACAAAUCAACAAGUUUCUGGAAUGUUUAAUACUGGCUCAGGCCGGAGUGCAUGGGAUAGAGUAGUUUGUCCAUAGGACAUGGGAACAAACAUCUUAACUCCAUUCAGGAGAAGUUCCUUCAGCUUCAGUGUAUGAGCACUCUGCAGCCUUCCUUCCUUCCACCUUGAUGUAGAAUUUGUAAAAGUAACAGCUCACUUCAAUGAAAAAGCACAUCCUGAAGUAACUCAUGCGUCGCCUACAGUUAUGUAUGCACAUAUUGUAGCAUGUUAGAGUAAACAGAACAAUAUUGUUUUUUAUUCAGAGGAAGUAAAGGAAAGAAGGUAGCUGAAGUAUGAGAAUGGAAGGCCCCCACGUUUCUAUCAUCUGCUCCUGAGGAAACUUGAUCCAUGAAAGAUGUCAGCUUCAGAAAAUUGUGCUGAACUCGGGGUGCUGCCAUCAGCAGUGUCUGUUGUACAUCUGCAGAGUGGAACAGGCAAACCAGAGUCUGGUGGCUGCUCCAGCAAUGGUCCAUGCUUGGAUCCUGUCAUUUUUGCUUUGGAGGCUACUUCCCAAGGAAAAGGAUUUCAAUUCUUACUAAACUACAGGUUGUAAAACAAAUUGUGGUUGAUUUGCAAAGUAGUUGAAGGAUUCCAGUUUCACAGCAUCCUUGUGCAAGAGCUUUAUGUUUCUCCUGUUCUUUGGGUCACCUGUUCUUACCUUGCUUUAUCUCCAGUGUAUUAUUCCAAAUAGCCCAUUAUUGUAGUGCAGAGAGCAGAGGCUGGCCUUCAGUCACAAGGCAGUGGUGAUAUGAAGACCUAAAGAACCUACAUGAUUCUGAAAAAUCACAUCUUUACAAGAAAUUAUGAGAAGACAUUUUUUUCCUUCAGUUAUUCUGAUAUUAGUGGCUUAGGAGGUCCUUCUUGGCAAUGUUGGGAACCCAGACUCCCAGCACUCAGGGUGGGGUUAAUGAUCAAUCCACUCUUAUCUUACAGAGCAAUAACCACAUUUCUCUUAGUGAGCAUGGAGUGAAUUGCAGACCUUCUAUGCUGCAAUAAAUUGGCUUUCUUCCUGCACAGCUAUAUUGGUUAUUCCCUCUCCAAAGAGUUAAAAAGAACACAGAAAUAUUUGGGGGUGUAUUUUGUGUACCAUUGCACAGUUUGUAGAGCUGGUCUUGUCAAAUAUAAAUUCAGAUUACUUUUAAUGCUAAAUAUUUUCUUCUUUUCUUCUUUACCCCAACACUGGAGAAUGGAAAAAAAAAAGGCAGCCAAAAGCUCUAAUAGUAAAUUAAUGCAAGUUGUGUGAAGUAGUGGCUCUGUCAGAAGGAAAUGUAUUUAUUGACCCUGCUUGUCCAAAAUUUGAGUGGUGCCCAAAUACCAGUGCACAGGCGCCCUGCUUUGGGGAGUAUCCUCUGAACUGAUGGUCUUCUCAGUGGGGCUGGAGUUUAAGGGUGGCCCAAUCUCCCUCUGAGAGGGAAACAUGCAGUAAUACAUCCCUUGGAUUUUUUUGAUGGCCUCUUGUGCUGUAGAGUUUUGUUUUGACUUCUGUUCAACCAAGUGAAUGCACAGCAAGUGCUGAUUUAGAAUGGGAUUAUUCUGCUUGAAAGGCUUAAAACUGAAGUCCAAGAAGCAGCAUGCUUUCAGGAAUGGAGUGGCUCUCUUAGCAAAUGAGAAUGCCAGGAUUCAGGAAAAGUGUAAUAUUUGUGAAAGACUGAAAGGAAGCAGAGAGAUGCUGCUCUGAAAGCCCUCCUUGAGCAUCAUGAGUUGAUUUCCUUAAAGACAUCAGGAUGGGAAGGGAAUUAUCAAGAUUGUGGUGUACCUUUAAUGCAGAGAUCAUUCUGUUCCCACACAAGGUGUUUGAGUUUGCAGCCUCCCUGCAGGGCUGUCAGAGAUCCUGGGAACCAACUGCUUCACACUUGUCAUUGCUGGAACAGAUCCUGGCAGGGGAGAUGCUCCUAAACUGAUGGUAGGGAGUCACGUGGAUGGGGCAGGUGAGCACUUGGAAAUUGCUUCUCUGGAGCAGGAGGAACUUCCUCUUCACUGCCUCUGUGGGCACCCAUGGCUGAGGAAUCAUGGAUCUGCUGUGCUGACAUCGCCCGUCACUCAAAGAAGGAUUUUUCUUUUCUCACAUCAGGGAUUGAAGACUGUAAAUAAACCAUUCAUAGAACCUGUCACAGCUCUGUCACAGUCACUUUUUUUCUGUUGGACUGUCCUUUUGCUUUCUGGAUGAAGACAUGAGGCUGCAAGGAUGACACAGGAGUGGCCAGAACUCCUUGCUAGGCAUUACCACUCAACUUACUCUACCAGCAGUGACUGGCCUCGUGAGUCAGUCGUCUUGCCCUGAAGGAACUGUCUAGGAACAGUGUCCACUAAAUAUAAUUUCUACCCACUAGAUGGAACUGAAGGACUGUGACCUGAGUUGACACUGAAUCUGUUGCUGCCUUAUAACUCAAAUCAUUAAUUAUGGAUUUUUUAACAGACAAGAAACACUGAUUAUUUUUUUUUUCCUUCUGGUAGCUCUAAAGAAAGAGGAAUAGAAUACCAAUAAUGAAUAUUCAUGAUCAAUCACAUUUUAAAAAUUAUGCAGAAGUUCCAAGUGGAUGUGAAUGAUGCUAUUGAAUUGUAUAAAACUGUCUGGAAAACAGGUAUGCUGAAAAAAAUGUGCCUAAUAUAAGAAAAACUAAAAAAGUUGUCCUGCCUGAAUCACCUAUGAUGUGUUUAAAACAAAUCAUAUUGUUCCUAAUGAUACAUUUGACUUGCUUUCAUUAAACACUUAAAAAUGAGAGUUUUAUAAUUUCUUUUCUUACGGGUUUACUACUUUGCAAUUUUUAUCAGUUGUUUAAAAUAUAUCAGACCUUUAGAUUUAUUCCAGUUCAGUUCAACAUGUAAAAAGAAAGCUACAGAUGUGGGUAAAAUAUGCAAAUGAAGAGAAAUAUAUUGUAAAAAUUCUAUAAAAUCAAAAAAAGUACAA
Passer montanus (Eurasian tree sparrow) is the source of this 6906-nucleotide messenger RNA. RefSeq names its product zinc finger ZZ-type and EF-hand domain-containing protein 1-like. Gene Ontology annotation, molecular function: zinc ion binding; ubiquitin-like protein ligase activity. The transcript has 23 exons. Gene Ontology annotation, biological process: regulation of synaptic plasticity; protein ubiquitination. Bases 318 to 3989 code for a protein of 1223 amino acids. Gene Ontology annotation, cellular component: postsynapse. The record is from RefSeq and is a predicted model, not a curated record. NCBI's taxonomy places the organism in Eukaryota, Metazoa, Chordata, Aves, Passeriformes, Passeridae.